AUGGACUCGGUGGCAGGGUUUUUUUGGGAUGAUACUAGCUCCAAAUCGGAUAUAAAAGCAUCAACUUCAAACAAGAACAGCGACGAUCCGACAGAAGAUUCGAUGACAGGGAGAACUGUAACUAGUACUACUACCGACGGUAAAAUGACUGAUUCAAAGACCCCCACAUUUAAGAACAACACGGUGCAAAGUAGUCAUGGUUUAACAGGAAAUUUGGGUAGUAUGGGACAACAACUGUUGGCUGAAAAAUUGGUAGAAAAGAUCAUUUACUUGGCGCUACCUGCAUCUUCCGAGUUGGCGGUAGAUACCAUUGAAAAUCGUGUAGAAGCCGGGAAAAAUAGGCCAGGAUUAUCGGUUCAAAUCAUGAGUCGAAAUUUCAUGCAGCUCAAUUCAAGACUUGGGUUCCCCUUCAUGAUCAUUGAUGAAAUAAUUAAGGUAUUCAGUUGGAGCAAUACGUCCUACACGCUUUGUAUCAUGAGUUUUUUCAGCCUUGCCGUUUUAAAACCCCUUCCAAUGCUGUUAAGCGGCCCCAUAUUCUACUUACUGUUUGGUGUAAUGGUCCCGCAGUACAUGAAAAUUCAUAAACCUGACCCAAAUACUGCGUUUGAAGUUAACCCCAUUCCAGCUCCUGGUGAGCCCCUGUUGAGAGCCACGGUUCCGGGACCUGUCCCGGAAUUUAGUAAAGAAUUCAUUUUGAAUUUAACAGAUUUGCAAAACCACAUGCUAAUCUACGUCGUGGUCUUUGAUUUUAUUAACAAAGUCUUGGCCAGUUUUGCAUUUUUCACCGAUGAGAGUGUGUCGGCCGUCGCAUUUCUCAGUUUACUUAUCAUAGCUCUUUUCAAUGCUCUCUUCAUCGAGUCCAUUUCCGCAGUUCUACCAGUGAAAGGCAUCAUAUUAGCAUUUGGUUGGACCUUCGCUUUAGCGAUGUAUCCUGCGAAUCGCGAAAGACUUUUCACCAAGGCCUAUUCAGAAGAAACGCGACUUAGAUUUUUGGUUUUGACCAACAAAUUCGAACAAAUGGCUAACUCUUAUUUUAAUUAUUAUGAACCUCGCGAAAGGCGAUGGGCAUGCAUACUUGAACUUCAAAAAUUCAAUGAGAACCAAAAAGAAUGGGAGCCGGCAGGUUACUCAACGGAUCCUUAUACGCUCUUUUCCGAUUUGAGAAUAGCGGAAAAGUCUCUCGAUGCAAAUGCUAAACUUAUCAAUGACGUUAAACCACCUGUGGGCUGGGUGUGGAUCAAUGGCUCAAAAUGGAUCCUAGACCUUCAAUCCGUGCGAUGGGUGGAGCAAGGGUUCAUUGAUUAUGUUGAGGUCGACGUCGAAACGAAAUGGGUUUAUGACGCCAACUUCGAUGGCACUCGAGGUGAAUAUAGACGCAGAAGAUGGAUGCGAGAAUGCGUCAGAAGCGCACAAGAUGAGUCCACCGUGGAUGCAACGCCCGAUGAGGAUGCAAGAUGCUAUCCGCAGGCCGAAGGAAUCGGCCAUUCUUCCGGUAGCGAAGGCGUCGGUGCUGACGGUUUGAAAAAAAACAGCCACAAGGGUUCCUCCACAAUUACCAAAUCGGAAUCCACAGGAUCGCUCUCGAGUACUGCAAGCAGUAUGAGCGACCAUUCUAACGUUUCAGCGGCUCGCAGACCAUCGGCCUCUGCAUUUAAAAGUUUAGCCGAUUUUCUGAGUUUGUCGCAAUGA
Molecule: messenger RNA, 1689 nt
Organism: Lachancea mirantina
Lineage: Eukaryota; Fungi; Ascomycota; Saccharomycetes; Saccharomycetales; Saccharomycetaceae
Source: the annotation of a GenBank genome assembly